CCUUUUGAGUUGCCCAAGUGUAACAAACAUGUGAAUAAGUGUCUGUACUGUUUUCAUAUCCUCACAUGGUCAUGCAUUUGCUACUCUUAAUUUACUGAAAGUUGGGCGCCACUGACUUUUGUCAUGUAUUGGGUAGCAGUAGAUACCCAUAAAGUUUUCAUCAAAAGAAGUGUUGUAUAUAGGAGGUGGACAAUGUAUUCAGCUAUACACUUCUUUAUUGGUCUAUUUGCUACUUCGGUCGGUGUCCAUUUUGCUUCAUGGGGCGAUUUUUGGAGAACAGUCUGCGAAGGAAAUAACGGUAGAUGCCAUGCCAAUGGUGCUGUUCCUCUAGUUACAGGCUGGGUUAGUUUGUGUUAAACUUGACCAAUCGCACGCCGACAACAAGACCCUAAAUGAACAUGCUCCACGACUCAAAGUAAUGCCACUGGUAAAAGUUAUUAUUAUUCUGACUUAACUAGUAAAAUGUUCCUCAAUGUGUCAGAGCAGUAUAACAACGCGGCCCAAUAGAUACUUAUUCGGCUCUGACAGUUGUUCAGUAAUCACUAAACCUCUACUCCAUU
Molecule: messenger RNA, 560 nt
Organism: Pichia membranifaciens NRRL Y-2026
Lineage: Eukaryota; Fungi; Ascomycota; Pichiomycetes; Pichiales; Pichiaceae
Exons: 1
Coding region: 193-357 (54 amino acids)
Source: RefSeq, a predicted model, not a curated record